AUGAAACUAUCAAUUGCCGUACUGUCAUCAAUCCUUGCUAUCUGCUCGGUCACCGUUUCCAAUCCAGUUGAUCCCAGCUCGACCACAAGUAUCGAGCCUACUUCCACCUUAUUUCCUGGUCUAUAUCAUCAAUAUCUGUCUGACUGUCAUCCAUUUACGCUGAACGAAAUAGUACUGAUCAAACAGUACGCAGAUGUCAAACAUAAGCUCAAUCAAGAAGCUGAAGAAAUCGAUUUAAAAGAGUCCAGGGUUGAAGAGCAAAAAGAAUUGUUGGACGAGCAAAGGAGAUCACUUAGACUUUUGCAAGGACAUCCAACUUCAACAAAUCAGAGCGUUCCAAAUUAUGAACUAAAUAUCUUUCAAACUCAAUCUGGUAUUGAAACCAGCCAUACCACUCUUAAAAAUCUUGAAGAAGAGUUGAGUGAAUUAUAUGAGAUCCAUUUAAAAGUGCGUAAAGAAUGGACCGAGUUACAAUCGAAACUUUAUGGUUAUCUCGUGAAACAUGGUACAACUGGAGUAAUAGUCACUGGUGCGCCAAACCUGGAGCUAUAUCCCGAAUUCAUGAAAUGCUUUGGUGUUUUCUACGAUGGAUCAUCACAAUGA
Messenger RNA from Batrachochytrium dendrobatidis JAM81, 603 nucleotides. RefSeq lists its product as uncharacterized. The coding region runs from base 1 to 603 and encodes 200 amino acids. Lineage: Eukaryota; Fungi; Chytridiomycota; Chytridiomycetes; Rhizophydiales. The transcript has a single exon. The record is from RefSeq and is a predicted model, not a curated record.